AUGAGAUUAGUUCUAAAUGAGACAGAGUGAUACAACCGGGCUGCCUGGAAAUGCGCACAUGAAACAUAUCAAAUAAUUCAGUUUAAAGUAUAACAAUAUGAUGUUGAAAGAACUUGUUCACACUCCACUGUGCACGCCGAAACUGCUGCACUUCCUUUUAUUCACAGAUUGCACUGGACAGGAUUCGCUUUUUCUUUCGGAUACGCCGAGUCAGUCAGCCUGAGCUAGCAGCAGCAACACUCAGGAAUGGGCACUAUUUUGAAAUUCCGGCUGGUCACAGUGCUGAGCUUGCUGCUGCUGGUGGAAGUGAUUGUGAGCACACGUGAUUACUACGACGUUCUGGGAGUUUCACUGUCUGCUACCGACAGAGUGAUCAGAAAGGCUUUCCACAGACUUGCUAUGAAGUACCAUCCCGAUAAAAACAAGAGCUCAGAAGCCGAGAUUCAAUUCAGAGAAAUUGCUGAAGCAUAUGAAGUGCUCUCUAAUGAAGAGAAAAGAAGAGAAUAUGACCAAUUUGGGCAACAGGCUUUUGAGCACGCCAGUGAAGAGGGGAGUGACUUUGCCCAGCCCUUUUUCACCUUUAGUUUUGAUGACUUCUUUCAGGAUUUUGAGGUUGAUACUGACGACAUGUUCUGGGAUAGCGCAGACGUGAAUGAGGAAUUCCAGAACCAUCACUUUCAGGAGCAUGGCUAUGACAGACAUGACUUUUUUGAUGGGGACAGCUUUGUUUUCGGGACUGAGUUUGAAGAAUCGGAUAUGGAACCAGGAGAGGGCAACUUUAAAAGCAGUGUUGAAGGGGGAAGGUUUUGCAGGAGAGUUACACAAAUUGAUGAGAAUGUAGUUAAAACCUUUACAGAAUGUGAUGAUUAUUAGCAAAUUGAUAGACUAAAGAUUUAUAUAGCUAUUUUUCAAUGCAUUGAAAACAUAAUAAAUUAUAUUUUUGUAAA
This is a messenger RNA of Acipenser ruthenus (sterlet), 947 nucleotides long. RefSeq names its product dnaJ homolog subfamily B member 9-like. Lineage: Eukaryota; Metazoa; Chordata; Actinopteri; Acipenseriformes; Acipenseridae. Gene Ontology annotation, cellular component: endoplasmic reticulum. Gene Ontology annotation, molecular function: misfolded protein binding; protein-folding chaperone binding. Bases 247 to 873 code for a protein of 208 amino acids. The transcript is spliced from 3 exons. The record is from RefSeq and is a predicted model, not a curated record.